Molecule: messenger RNA, 1220 nt
Organism: Rhincodon typus (whale shark)
Lineage: Eukaryota; Metazoa; Chordata; Chondrichthyes; Orectolobiformes; Rhincodontidae
Gene: arhgef38
Product: Rho guanine nucleotide exchange factor (GEF) 38
Exons: 8
Biological process (GO): intracellular signal transduction
Cellular component (GO): cytoplasm
Molecular function (GO): protein binding; guanyl-nucleotide exchange factor activity
Source: RefSeq, a predicted model, not a curated record
GUGAAAUAUUUUUGCAGCUUAAAACUCCUUUAGAAGAAGUUUACAAAAUCUAUUGUUACCACCACGGUGAUGCCAAUAGUUUGCUUGAAACAUAUGACAAAGAUGAUGAAAUUCGGCGACAUUUAAGGAAUCAAGUUGAUGCUCUGAAGAAAAUAUACCAGGAGCAAGGGAAGUCCACCUUGUUGGAUAUGGGCUCGCUGCUUAUUAAGCCAGUGCAACGAGUGAUGAAGUACCCGCUGCUAUUGAGUGAGCUUUUCAAAUCCACUCCAGAGUUACAUGCAGACCAUAAACCAGUUGGAGAUGCGUUAGCAGCGGUGAGGCAAAUCAAUGUGAACAUUAAUGAGUUUAAAAGGAGGAAAGACCUAGUGAUGAAGUACAAGAAAAGUGAUGAAGAUGAGUCUCUAAGGGACAAGCUGUCCAAGGUGAACAUUCGAUCAAUUAGGAAAAAGUCCAACCGUGUCACCAGUCACUUGAAGAUCCUCACCUGGGGGGAGCUGCAGGUCAAAGAUGAGACAUUCGAUAGAGAGGAGAAAAUAUUCCGAAACUUGGAGAAGGCUGUGAGACUUUGUGCAAAGAAUACUUCCUGCUACCAUCAAAACAUUCAGGAAGGUAUGUUACUGGCCGUUCAGAAUGUGCACAGCCUUCAAAGAAUUUUGCAGGAUUGCAACAACAGCAACUGUGACUCUCUACAGGAAUUGAAGACCUAUCAACAAUCCUUUGACAGUUUUAAAGAUCAUUUGGAGAGGCUCAUUGUGGUCCCACUUGCCACGUUACAUGUCCUAUUUUCGACUCCUCAGAAACUCAUACAGAAGCGUUAUGACAAGCUGCUUGAUUAUGUCAGCUGCCUCAAGCAGUCGGAAAGUGUGAGAGACAAGAGGGCAGCGGAGGAACUGAAUGAGGCAAAGAAGGAUUAUGAAGCACUGAAUGGCCAGUUAGUAGAGGAACUUCAGAAGUUUAACAAGGCGGCGAAGAAAAUACUAAUUAACUGCAUCUACUGCUUUAUGGCUGUUUUCAGGGACCUUAUGAGCUCAGCACUGCAGGCCUCUCCGUCUGGAAAGACCAUCCUGAUUUCUCCUUCAGACAGUGUUCGAGACAGGAAAAAGCAAGCCAUUGAAGAAAUUCAUAGUUUGUCAUUUGGUAAAGAAUUUGGAUCUCAGAGACUGAUUGAAAGGAGGUCCAGCUUAGAAGAACGGUCAAAGAAAAGAACAUCUGCCCCAUUG